Molecule: messenger RNA, 669 nt
Organism: Penicillium canescens
Lineage: Eukaryota; Fungi; Ascomycota; Eurotiomycetes; Eurotiales; Aspergillaceae
Gene: dprC
Product: protein dprC
Exons: 2
Coding region: 113-556 (147 amino acids)
Source: RefSeq, a predicted model, not a curated record
CUCAUCCUGACGUCAUCGACAACUAUAAAUCAAGCUCACAGUCCUUCGGCUUCUUUCUUCAGCUGUAAAAUAACCUACAUUGUAUACAUAUAUCCAAGCCAAAUAUACGACUAUGAAUAACGAAACCUACGAACCAACCCAACGAACCCACCAUAAUGUCGCCGGCGGUUCCUCAACAGGCUCCCCGGGCAUCCCGACUGGUAUGAAGGAUUCACGAUCAGACUACGAUCCUGCAACAAAGGGCUACAACCCUGCAACAGGGUCAAGCUAUGAGAAGCCAACAGCCCACAGGACAGAGCGGGCAGCGGGACAAGAUCAAUCCUCCACCACGACUGGUAAGAGCUCCAUGGCGGGGUCAAAGGCCGGUGAUAAUCUCGGUCGCGGAGUGAAGGGAGCUGCGGCUUCUGUUCAUGGUGCCGGGGAAUCCCUGCGUGGAGCCGUGAAUACCGCUGUUGAUCGGGCCUUCGGGUCUAACGAGGGGGCAGAGCGGAAUGCGGACAUCGCGCGUAAAGGCGAGGAGGAGAUUCGGUCAGGGAAGUUUGUGGGGCGCAGUUGAUUAUGUGUAUGAUGGAACUACUAUUGAGCUAUAUGCCUGUAUGAUGCGUUAGCCCAUAAUGUUGAACGUUAAAAUCUUGAAAUCUUAUGUGAGAUGCCAUCAUUGCGACGAUC